This is a messenger RNA of Aspergillus lentulus, 1584 nucleotides long. Its product is annotated as MFS transporter. Gene Ontology annotation, cellular component: membrane. Gene Ontology annotation, molecular function: transmembrane transporter activity. The record is from RefSeq and is a predicted model, not a curated record. NCBI's taxonomy places the organism in Eukaryota, Fungi, Ascomycota, Eurotiomycetes, Eurotiales, Aspergillaceae. Gene Ontology annotation, biological process: transmembrane transport.
AUGGGGAAGACAUCCGCCGAAGCCUCGAAUGAGGACUAUGAGAAUGGCGUAACCAACCAGGACCACGAUGGCAACACCGAAGACCAUCAGCUCCAACCCUUCAACUCCAAAGUCGAACGCCCCCAGUCCCUCGCCCGCGAAACCCUCUUCGUUGCGGUCAUCUGCUCCUCCCAGCUCCUCACUCAAGCCGGUCUUGCCCUCAGCAUCGUGCCCCAACACAUCAUUGGUCGCUCAUUCGGCAUCGACAACCAGCCUGCCCAGCUGAGUUGGUUCUCCGCGGGGUACUCGCUCACCGUCGGCACUUUCAUCCUUAUCGCUGGACGCCUGGGCGAUGUCUUCGGCCAUAAGCCCUUCUUCGUUGGCGGCUACGCCUGGUUCGGCUUGUGGUCGGCCCUGGCCGGCGUCGGCGUCUACAGCAGCUCCAGCUUCUUCAUUUUCUGCCGCACCAUGCAGGGCAUCGGCCCGGCUUUCUUACUGCCCAACGCCAUCGCGAUCCUCAGUCGCUGCUACGACCCGGGGCGUCGCCAGAACAUGAUCUUCAGUCUGUUCGGUGCCACUGCCCCCGGCGGUUUCGUACUCGGCGCCGUUUUCUCCAGCCUGCUUUCCCAGAUAACCUGGUGGCCCUGGUCUUAUUGGGUCCUGUGCUUUGCGUGUCUUCUGAUGGGCGCCUUGGCCGUCGUCAUCAUUCCCGCAACCCCGGUUCCAAGCAAAACAGGGCCUGAAAGUGCCAGUAUCUGGCACCGUGUCGAUAUCUUCGGCUCCAUCACUGGCGUGGUCGCCCUGGUCCUCUUCAACUUCGCCUGGAACCAAGGCGCCGUUGUCGGCUGGCCCACACCUUACACCUACAGCAUCAUGAUUGUCGGCAUCGUCAUGUUCGUCGUCUUCAUCCUCGUCGAGAAGAGAGCUAGCCACCCCCUGAUUCCCUUCGGCGUCCUGCAGAUAGAAUCGCUCUUCACUCUAGCCUGCAUCAGUGCCGGCUGGUCCAGCUUCGGGAUCUUCGUCUUCUAUACCUUGAAUUUCCUCGAGGUCCUGAGGGGCCAGACCCCUCUGCUCACGUCCGCCCAGUUCACUCCGGUCGCCAUAAGUGGUCUGUUUGCUGCGGGUACCACCGGUCUGAUCCUGAGUCACUUCCGCACUUCGACCGUGAUGCUCAUCUCCAUGACCUUCUUCCUCAUCGGAGGGAUCAUCUUUGCGACUGUACCAGUGCACCAGACCUAUUGGGCGCAGACUUUCGUGGGGAUCAUCGUCCUCCCUUGGGGUAUGGACAUGUCCUUCCCCGCUGGUACCAUAAUCCUGAGUCGGGCUAUGCCGCGGGAGCAUCAGGGUCUCGCCGCGUCGCUGGUCAAUACCUUUGUCAACUACUCGAUCUCCAUUGGGCUCGGGUUUGCCGGCACGGUCGAGGGACAGGUCAAUGAUGGCGGGAAGAAUGUUCUACAAGGGUUCCGUGGCGCACUUUACAUGGGUGUUGGACUCUCCGGCUUGGGUGUAGCUGUUGCUUUGAUAUUCUGUUUUGUGGAGCGGCAUCAGUCCAAGAUGCCAGAAAAGGCGGCGCAGGACAAGAGCGAAACGCAGGAGUACGUUUAG